Molecule: messenger RNA, 7683 nt
Organism: Dicentrarchus labrax (European seabass)
Lineage: Eukaryota; Metazoa; Chordata; Actinopteri; Moronidae
Gene: bend5
Product: BEN domain containing 5
Exons: 6
Coding region: 95-1447 (450 amino acids)
Biological process (GO): negative regulation of DNA-templated transcription
Molecular function (GO): DNA binding
Source: RefSeq, a predicted model, not a curated record
CCCAACCCCCCUAUGUGUAUAUAUUUUUUUUAAUACUUUGUGAGGAAAAACUGUCAACCAUAUCCAAAGUGCAGGACCAAAGAGAAGUAAAAUAAUGUAUGCUUUUGUUAGAUUCUUUGAAGACGAUAUGUGCUACGCGUUAUCCGUUUCAAAUGUCGAAGAUUUCAGACCUCUGCACAAAACAGAUUUUGAUAAUCAGAAGGUGUAUCUGGUUCACAGAACUGAAGAGAAUGGCAGCGCAGGCCAGCCGUGCGAAGCACAGAUCCUUGCCCUUGCAGAUACAGUAGAGGAAUUUGAAGACAGUAUAAUGCAAAAGAAGAUGAAAAUUCCCAAGAUGUCCAUCAAGAAUUCAGGAAACUCUAUUGAGAACAAUUUUGGAGAGGAGAGAAUGCCACUCAGACAUAAAAAGGCCCUGUCUCAGGACCAUGGACGCCCCCUUUCCAACUCCUCCAAGAGCCUGGCAGCAGUAGUGGCUCGCCUGGAGAGAAAUGCAGCAAGCUCCUGUAUGGAGGGCGAAGAGGACCUGGAUGAGGACCGGCUGGCUGAGGAGGGAGAGGAUGCAGACGACGAAGAUGACGAUAUGGAGGCAGAGCAUCAGCAACAUCAUCACCAGCAGCAACAACAGCAUUUGGAGGUGGACACGGAUUGUGUGUCUGGGGUAGCUGCAGCUGUUGUUCCUAGAGUCCUGUACGAGGAGCUGGUUCAUAGCUAUAGGCAACAGGAAGAGGAGAUGAGGAGGCUGCAGCAGGAGCUGGAAAGAACCCGCAGGCAGCUGGUACAGCAGGCCAAGAAGCUGAAGGAAUAUGGCAGCUUGCUGACAGAAGUCAAAGAACUGAGGGACUUCAACCGGAGGCUGCAGGACGUGCUUCUCAUGAGAUUGGGCAGCGAGCCUAUGCAUGACAAUGGCACUCAGACAAUCAAGGCUGAAGUGGUUGAACCCAUUGUUGAGGCCCAGGAGACGUGCAGAGAAGAAGCCAACACCAGUUCCAGCUACUCACCCUCACCCAGAACAGUAUACACCUGCAAUGAUGGGAAGGUACACCUAGGUGGAGGGAUCUGGGUGGAGGAGGAGAAGUGGCACCAGCUGCAGCGGACCCAGGGAGACUCCAAGUUCACAAAGAACCUAGCUGUAAUGAUCUGGGGCACAGAAACCCUCAAGAACCGUAGUGUCACUGGAGUGGCCACCAAAAAAAAGAAAGAUGCUCUGCCCAAACCUCCCCUGUCACCCAGCAAACUGAAAAUCGUCAGAGAGUGUCUCUACGACAGAGUGUCUCAAGAGACAGCCGACAGUGCAGAGAUUACGCAGAGAUUGUCCAAAGUGAACAAAUACAUUUGUGAAAAGAUAAUGGACAUCAACAAGUCCAUCAAGAACGAGGAGCGGCGGGAGUCCAAGCUGCUCAUCAGACAGACAGUCAAGAUGGAGAACUUCACCUAUGACGGCAUGUAGUGAUAAACGUUUGUCACGCCAGCGCCUUCUGCCUCCCCUGUGGUCCGCAGGAUAUUGAGGGGACUUGAUAUGGGUGGUUUGGGGAUGUUUGUCACAGUUUCAGGAGCAGUUGUUUCCCUUUGACACAUUGGAUUGGUUAUUACGUGAAACAAUAAAACAAAUAGACCCCUUCCCAGCUCCCUAUAGCGCAACCAUCACCCUCUUCAGUGCCCAGUUUCCUCAUUGGGUGGCAGACAGCUUUACCCACCAGUGAAACGUUAAACACGUGUGAACUAGUUUGAUAUGAGCUGGUAUGAGUGUUUUUAUAAGCUUUACAGUGGGAUUGGUACAGAGACGUGGUUUAUUGACGUGUGUGCAUUUGUGUCAAAGGGAGAGAUUAGAUAUGUUUGUUAAAUUGAUUUAUUGUUCUGUGUCAGAACAUCAUUUUGAGUCCUUAAACUUUUAAAAAGUAAGAGGUAAUUUCCCUAGAUAAAGUCUGCUGAUGCUAUAGAGAUGAUGAUGAUGCUAGCUUGCAUUAGAUCUUAGUUGAGUGGACGGUUGGAUAUUUUGGUGACUACUGUUUGCUGUUUUGGUACUUACUGCAUAGAAUGGGACAACAGGGUCUCAGAUGCACAAGUCUUAAUUAGUAACAGCCAUAUUGCAUUUUGCAACAGAGAUUCUGUUGCUCAUCGAGAUUAAUUUCCCCCCUUAACUGUAGGCCACUCACAUCACUUUAUUAAAAACAAGAGCUUAAAGAGGUUAAAUGUGAAGUAUGACUCUAAUGUAGAGUCUAUAGAGUGCUAUAUUUGUUUUGUUUUUUAUGUUGACCUUUUAGUUCUGAGCAUUCACGAUCAGAGAGAGAGCACAAGGAAAUGUGUUUUGAUGGGAUAUUUCUGUGUUACUCUUAAUCAAACGUGUCACUUUGAGACAAUUUGACUGUUUAAUGAGUUUUAGUGGUACAGGCAUGUUGAUGCCUAGAAAGGCCUUAAAUGGAUUUGGCAAUCACCGGGGGCCGGUUCGCCCUUGGGUUUUCUAGUAGGCUGUGAUUGUAAAUGUAUAAUAAGCUGAAGUGAUGAAACUUCACCUGCACUUUGCUGUGAGAAUGUAAAAGGUGGUUAUGGGUACUAUUUUCUGUGCGAUUCACACCAUUAAGGUGAGCUGAUCCGGGCUUUGAGCUAUCCCCACUCCUGUAUUUAAAAGACGCUGCGCUGCACGGGGAAAUGUGGGGAAGAAAGCUCUGCACGGUUCAAGUCAUCUUCUUGUGGAAGCAGUGUUAGUUGUGGGUAAAGCUGUCUGAAACACUAUUAUACUGUUGAAGUUGUCUGGGCCUGCUGAACCCCAUAAUAACCCCCUCUUUUUUAAGCCACGCCACUGGGGAACAAAGUAAGGUUGCUUCAGUGACAAUUUCCUCUGAGCUAUGCCAUCAAAACUUGGAAAAUAUCCUUUUUCUUGUAUUUUUUUUCAUGUUUGUUUUUUUUUUCUAUUCAGUUGUUUUAUUGUUUUGAUCCAAAAUGGUUUGUGUGGCUGUCUGCAGGCUGGAACUAAAUGCUGCAGAUUGAAAUCUCGACUGUGACCUAACUGUGGCUAACUGUGAAUCUUCUACAGAGCUGCCCAUCAAGCCUCUCUCCUCUUCACACUCUAGAUUCUUGUUUGACGGUUGGUUUAUUUCUCUCUAUCAUUUUGUCUUUCUUGGGUUUUUUUGUUAUCUCAAAAAGUUCAGAUCAGCCUUUUGUUAAGCUACCUUAUGUUUUGGAAAUGUUUUAGUGUACAUAAAAAAAACCUCUUUUUAUUUUAUUUUUUUCCACCAAACAUGGAUGUUUCAGUUUCUAGUCAUGUUACAUGUUACAGUUUUAACGGUUCUGGUCAAGUUUUGGUUUAUCAAAUUGAUGUUGUAAUUCCAUGUUACCUGACAAUUUCUUCUAUUUCUUUUUACACUUAUCUUAUUGUUUGUUUUUUUUCAUAUGAAUUGUUGGCUUUAAGCUUGAUGUUGUAUCCAAAUGUAGAUCAGUGGGAUCUACAAACACAUGAAAAAAAAUUUGCCCUUUCUUAGCCAAAGUGAUCUCUGUGGAACAAGAGAGAUGAGGCUUCCCUUAACAUCAGAUUUUGACAGAGCCCAUACAUUAUACUACAUUCACAACAUGUGAUAUUUAAUAAUAAACCUCACUUAGAAUCUACCUUCUAAUGACUGCCACAGUAAGAUGAGAAUCUGUAUCGUUAAACGGUUGUACUCAGAUGCAGUAGUUAGAUCAACACAAAACAUUUACAUUGAAAGCACUUUAAACUUCUGGGCAAUUUCUUCAAUCUUAAAGAAAUGUAUUUGUGGUAUUCGUCCUUUUUUUUUUUUUUUUUUUUUUUUUUUUUAAAUGUCUAUAUAGAUUAAGGCCUAACAAUCAUUGUAUUAUCAUGAAGCACCUUAGAACACUUUGGUUUAUUGUUUUUUUAUGGCAGGAAUGAGUUACGGGAUAUGAUUUUUGUUAGUUGGAUAUGCCCCUGACAUGUCAAUGCUCCAAAACAAGCUUGAUCGAUUUAAUACUUCCAACUACUACUUGGAAGUAGUACUACUGCUACUACUUCCGAAUAUUUAGAUCUUUGAAGAUUUAUUCGGGGUGUUUAGAAGACCAGAUUUCCAAAAGUUACUCUAUGAUGAAACUGGAUUCAAUGUCUUACUUGGCAAAUUGACAAGCAAAAAGUCGACAACUCUUCUUGGCUUUCAUGCCCAAAACAUGAUUCACCAAUCUAAAGAGAUUUACCUAUGAAAUGUGCAAGCUGACUGGAAUAUGUGCUUUAACUUAAUGUGUUAAGAUGCUGGUUGUGUAUAGAUAUGAUUUAUAUAAAGAUAAUUGUGUAUUUUUUACAAAUGAGUGGUAAUUGUAAGCCAAAGUAUUGAAGGCUGAGAUCAAGCUAAAGAAGGGGGAUGCUGACUUAGGAAUCAGCAGGGUUUGCACAAAAAAUGGCCCAUGCCAAGGUAAUAGAGCUUAGUGAAUCUUAAACCACCAAAAUUGUGACAGAUUAUUGAUUAAUUUUAUAUUUUUGUUCCUAAAAAUAUCCCUUUUUUAGUGACCUUUGGGUUUUUGUUUUCCCUGUAUAAAGCAACAUGUGAGGUUUACGUGCGCUAGCGUGUAUUUAAAAUACAUGCGAUUUAAAAGAAAGAAAAGAUUUCUGCUGUGCAAAGCAACCAUGCUGAAAUUCUGACACAUUGUCGUGUAUGUGUUUGUGUUUGUUUCUUUGUUGUUUGAUGCCAAAAGGGGGUGUGGUUAAAAUAAUGCUUUAAGAUGGAGCAUUAAUAGAGCUAUUACAUCAUCUGAAAAACUUGUUUUUAAAGGUUGGUUUCCUGGAGCGCCAUUAAGCCUAAUCCUUUAACUAAAACCAUCUUUAGUGGAUGAAAGCUGUAUGGAAGUACUGUAUGUUUUUAACCCAGAUUUGGUUUAAUCUGUGAUGGCAAGGCCAAUCUCUAUCCAAUGUACCAAGUCACUUGCAGAGGAGCAGUUUGGGUUUUAGCAGCAUAUUAGUAACAUACACCCAUAUAUAACCUGGCAGAGCCGUUAAUGGAUGAUAUAGGACAGUUUGGCUCUGCAGCUCAACACCAGUACCUUCCAGUACUCUCACUGUCACACUCAAGUAGCUAUAGGGAGGAAAUGCGACCUCACUUGCUCUGUGAUCCUCAUCCUGUGCCACCUCUAGUUCCUUACUCUCCUGACAUUUAUAUGAACUGGAUUUAAAAAUGCAAAUGUAUCAAGAUAAUGGAAAAUCCUGUCCUCCUCGCUUGGUGUUUUGCCUUGUGUUGUGAAUACCUGUCAAAGCUUCACAAGUGAGGGAGCUUUAUGUUGCUUUUGACAGUUUGAUUGGGAAAAGAGAUCAGUUCUAGCUUCACUGAGUGGAACAAGAUAAAUGGCUCCAUCUAGCAGUUUUCACAACUAAGUGUACACAAAACCCAUUACUGUUUGAGCCUCAGAUACAAUGUCAAACUUACUUCAAAUGAGAAAAAAUGGGAGGAACACAUUGUUAGGCCUAUAUUUUUCUUAAGGUAUCAGUAACUUUGUAUACAAUCCACAAACCGGUUCUACUUCAUCUAACUUCACCGUCCUACCUCAUUGUUACUCUGGUGUUUGUUUGUCAGUGACUGUAAACUAUGUGUGUAUAUUAUUAAAAAAAAUAGGAAAGGUAUACCUGGUUACUCUCAACAUGUACAGCAUAUAAAACUUGUAAAACACCUCAGUACACAAUAUCAUUCUUAGGAGAAAUCAGUUUUAUUACCUGCUUAAAGAUGCUGCUCUAAAGGGGUGUCUGCGUGAGGGGGUCGUCUCUGAAUAUAUAUCUUCGCUCUUUGCUAUGUCGUGCAGUUGAUCAGUGGUUGUGUUCUGUCUCUGUAUUGCAUUCUGAGAUUUUUACUGGUUGACGGUGCUACCAGCAAACAGUUCAAAAACUGAUCUGUCUAUCGGACCUCAAAUGGUGCUGUUUUUCUAUGUUUUUAUCCUCAUACAGCUAUGUUUUAUUCAGGUGCGUCAACCGCCACUAUCCCCUCAGCUAAUCAAAUUGUAAGCCAAAAUAUUUCGCAAAACGAUAACCCUGCUAUUACUGUAUCAACUUAUAUGCUAUCCAUCCAAAUAAUGUAGAUAGUGAUUAUACCCUCAGCUGUGAGUUUCAGAAGUACCUCAGAAAUUGCUGAUUUUCAAUGGAUGCAUCUGCUUCUAGCACCUGUUGUCUACCAAUAUUACAUUGUUGCAGUGUAUUUUCAGAAAUAUGCAUUUUUACUGGUUAGAUCAGGUUUCACUAUAUAGUACAUGAUAAUCAGAUCACACUCAGAUGACCGAUAAAUUUACAGGAUACCACUGUUCACUGGUUGCAUGCCAGAUUUUGUCAUAAAGGAAAUCUCAGUUGGACUGGGCAGUGUAUGUUACUGUAGAAGAGGUCCUCAGCAAAAACCAUGUUCUGUUCAAAGUCCAGUUUGUUUUACAGAAGUAGGAUUCCAUUGGUAGUUGUAUUUAUGGUGGAAAAAUUAUAUGUGGGUUGAUUUUGGGAUUGUACACGCUAAAGCCCCGUUUAUAAUAUUAAUGGAAAUCACAGAGAGUUUUCAAGGUACAUUCAUGGAGACUGUUUUGGGGAGUUUCAACCAGUCAGUUUUGAAAUGAUUGAUUUUAGUCACCAUUUUAAUCUGUGAUUCCCCUGUUGUAUCUCUUGGUCCCUUACCACUGUUUAAACAAUUCAAAUGUAAUUUUCAGUGUUAAAAUAUGAAUUUAGUGUAGCAAUCUGUUCAUGAUUGACUUACUGUGAGCUAAAGUCGUGUGUACAGCAGCAUUCAGUGUCUGGACUUGGCUUAAUUAUACAAAAAAGUGCAUUAUAUUUUCUUUGACCCUGUGCAGUGACACCAAUGGAAUCUUUUCUGCGCCAAAGUGUUUAAAGUGUGUUGAGUUGUUUUUUUUGGGUGGUUUGCUCUACCUGUCAGUAUGUAUAUAUUUGUUUUUGUUUUUUUUUUUUUGUUUUUUUUACUCUGACCAUGUCUGUGAACAUGAAAUGUGCUGGGGAACUCCUCUCUACUGUGAGCAGUGUGUGUUCAAAUACACAGCAGUUGGUUUUGUGGAAGCACUUAAGCCAUUCGUUGGACUGUUUCAUAAUGGUUCAAUUUUAAGCUUUGCUCUGGUCCAGGGAAUUGACCCAGAGAGUUUUGUGUGUAAUUGAAUUCCUAUGCAGGUGUGGAGUUGUAAUCACCUGGUACCACAUCACUGUUGGGUGGAGGGCCAACCAGGGAGAGAUAACUGGAGAGUGUUCAAACCUUUGAAUGUGUCUGCACAGCCUUGAGAUUGAGUCAAAGGGGACAAUGGCGACAUGACAAAUCCGUACAGAACUAUUACUACAUUUUCAUGGAGUUUAAUUAAACUGAGCUAUACAGGGCUGCUUGGAUAUAUACUUGUCUGUAAUAGUUGUAACUGCAAUGAUCAUUAGGGAAAGACAGGGUUAUUACUGUAUGGAGUAUUUCCAGCUGGUAUGAUAAUGUGAAAAGAAUUUCAAGACUAUUGCAGUAAACACUCCCUCACCCUACUUCAGCCUCCCUGAGGCAACCCUACAUUUACAGAAGAUGUUAUAAGUAUAUGCGAUAGAGAGUGUACAUGUCUUUGCUAAACCGGCCACACCUCUGCUAUGCGAGCAACUCUUUGACGCUUAGCAUCCUGUUCUGUGUUUUCUCUUGCUGCAUUCAGGAACACCUGUUUAAUGUAUAGAUAAACAGAAAUAAAUCCAGACUUUUAUUCUAUCAGCACAAA